Molecule: messenger RNA, 2627 nt
Organism: Heterocephalus glaber (naked mole-rat)
Lineage: Eukaryota; Metazoa; Chordata; Mammalia; Rodentia; Bathyergidae
Source: RefSeq, a predicted model, not a curated record
CCGCCGCUGUGUGUGCUGCCAGCUGCCAGGCUGAACGGCCGCAGUGUGUGCCUGCCCCGUGGGUAAGUGGUGACUUAAAAAUGCAACACUUGGAGCCCUGCAUAACGGCGCCCACCCUGGUCUCCCAGCAGGGUGGGAGGCUGAGGCAGGAGGACCCCAGGGUCGAGCCCAGCCUGGCCAACUUAGCCCCUUAGCCCCUGUAUGGAAAUGCAGCGGGGCUGGCGUGCAGCUCCGUGGCCCUGUGUGGCGGGGCGGAGGGGAGAGGAGCUGGGGGGGGCGGCCUGCGGGGCGCGAGAUUCCCGCCAGGUGCGAGUGGGCGGGGCAGACGAAGCCGAAGCCCAGGGCGCUUCUGUGCCGUCUGCGCGCUGUCCUGCCCGCUGCGCCCCAGCCCUUGGUCUUCUUCAUUCUGAGGUCUCGGGGUCUCGAGGUUGCGGGGCUGGGGUGGAACUGGGACUCCUCCUGCCUCAGCCUCCCAAAGAGCUAGGAUCGGGUGCGGCUUUGCCACGGAGCGCAGGAUUUGGGGGCUGCGCACGCCUUUCCCGCCCGUGGAGACGCGGGGACCCCAGCCAUGUGCGGGGCUCGGGCGUUGGGGACGUGCCCGGGCUGCUCCUGCGCCAGACAGCAGACGGCUGGGAAAAGUGUGAUCGCCAGGGGGCGGGGCCGGAGUGGGGGGUGGGUGUGGUCAGGCCCCGCCCGGUCUGCACCGGGCUGAGCCUGCGGGGGGGAGGGGGGCGCCUCCCCCACCACCACCACGUGACAUGGCCCCACUUGCCGCUCCUUGCGCCGGGCGGGCGCGUCCCGGAGCAGGAGCAGAGCUCGGGCGCCGCCGCCGUAGGGGACACGGGAGGGGACCGGGCCUCCCGCAGCUCGGCACCGCCGCCGCCAUGCGCCCCCUGCGGCCACCUGUGGAGCGCGCGAGGCCCGGGUCCCUGGGCACCCGGCCGGCCCCGCAUGGAGCGCGCUGACGGCCGCCCCGAGAGGCCCCGCGCCCCGAGCCCGGGGAGCCCGGAGCGCGGCCCCCGGAGGCCCCCGCGCGAGGCCACGCGUCUGCACCCGGACCCGGACCUGCGGCGCGAACUGGCCGCGCUGGCCCGCGGCUGCGACUUCGUGCUGCCCUCGCGCUUUAAGAAGAGGCUCAAGGCCUUCCAGCAGGCGCAGGCCCAGGCGGAGGAGCCGCGGCCACGGCCGCCGCGCAGCCCAAGCGUGCCCGCCUUCUACUUCCCCCGCGGCCGGCCCCGGGACGCCACCGACGUGGACGCCGAGAUCGCCAGGGUCGAGGGUGCCUUCGCGCGGCUCCCCCACGAGAGGGCCACGGCCGCGGACAUGGGCCAGGUGGCCAAGGCCUGCGGCUGCCCGCUGUACUGGAAGGGACCGCUGUUCUACGGCGCGGGCGGCGAGCGCACCGGCUCCGUGUCGGUGCACAAGUUCGUGGCCAUGUGGCGGAAGGUCCUGCAGACCUGCUACGACGACGCGGCGCGCUUCGUGCACCUGCUGGCGAGCCCGGGCUGCAGCUACCUGGCGCAGGAGGACUUCGUGCCCUUCCUGCAGGACGUGGUGAACACGCACCCUGGCCUGGCCUUCCUGAAGGAGGCGUCCGAGUUCCACUCGCGCUACAUCACCACGGUCAUCCAGAGGAUCUUCUACACGGUCAACAGGUCCUGGUCCGGCAAGANGGCGUGCCCAUCCGCGCCCCAGCCCGGCCCCGCUGCCCCGCAGAACGUGGCUCUGCUGGAGGAGGAGGCGGACAUCAACCAGCUGCCCGAGUUCUUCUCCUACGAGCACUUCUACGUCAUCUACUGCAAGUUCUGGGAGCUGGACACCGACCACGACCUGCUCAUCGACGCGCAGGACCUGGCGCGGCACAGCGAGCACGCCGUCUCCAGCCGGAUGAUCGAGCGCAUCUUCUCGGGCGCCGUCACGCGAGGCCGGCGCGUGCAGCAGGACGGGCGGCUGAGCUACGCCGACUUCGUGUGGUUCCUCAUCUCCGAGGAGGACAAGACGACGCCCACCAGCAUCGAGUACUGGUUCCGCUGCAUGGACCUGGAUGGGGACGGCGCGCUGUCCAUGUUCGAGCUCGAGUUCUUCUACGCCGAGCAGAGCCGCCGGCUGGACGCCAUGGGCAUCGAGCCGCUGCCCUUCGAGGACUGCGUGUGCCAGGUGCUGGACCUGGUGCGGCCGCGCUGCCCAGGGAGGGUCACGCUGCGGGACCUGAAGCGCUGCGGGGUGGCCGGCGCCUUCUUCGAUACCUUCUUCAACGUGGAGAAGUACCUGGAGCGCGAGCAGCGGGAGCAGGGGGCCCUGCUCAGGGAUGGCGACGGCCAGGGCCCCGAGCUCUCCGACUGGGAGCGGUUCGCCGCCGAGGAGUACGACGUCCUGGUGGCCGAGGAGGCGGCGGGCGACGCGUGGGAGGACGGGUCCGAGGAGGCGGCGCUGAGCCCCGUGGAGGCGGAGCAGAGGCCGCUGUUCGGGGCGGACCGGCUGGGCGCCCUGCGCCUGUGGGAGCUGCCGUGCGCGGAGGCCGAGCUGCAGCCGCUGUGACACUGCCCGCCCUCGCCCUGGCCCGCACCCAUGGUCACGGGGGCGCGGCGGGGACCGCCUGGGCGUGGGCGGGCGGCUCCGACGUUUGU